Molecule: messenger RNA, 1353 nt
Organism: Penicillium pulvis
Lineage: Eukaryota; Fungi; Ascomycota; Eurotiomycetes; Eurotiales; Aspergillaceae
Exons: 1
Coding region: 1-1353 (450 amino acids)
Source: RefSeq, a predicted model, not a curated record
AUGACUGAUCAAGCCGGCGAUAAAUAUGCUCAGGUGAUAAGCGACGGCCAGCAAACAGUUACGCUAACAGGAGCUAUUGUCGAGCUCGUCGGGCGCCCCCUUUCGUCCAUAUGGCGGAAGCGAAAUACAACUCAGGCCUUCAAGGAAAGGCUAGGGGAGUGGGCUGACGAGGCAGUUGAUCGCAAGGGCCGGUGGCUGCAGCCCGUACUCCGUAGCAGGGCGUUCGAAGAUCACCUGGUGCGUGAGAACGGGUAUUUCCAGCCUACUGGACAGUGCGAUUCGUCGUUCGCCUGGGCGCAGUUACUCUACGCCCUCAACAUUCGUCCCGGUGGUGGUGUUAUAGCCUGGAGACUGCCACCAAAAGUCAUCAACCCAGCGGUCGCCGGGGAUGUCGCACUUGAGGUCGAUGGCGCUGCCAUGUGCCACAUUAUCAAUAUUUUUCGUAUGUAUAAGAAAUCUGCGCCUGAGGAUUUCAGUCGAUGUUCUUUCCCUUUCGGUCGCUUGUCGAUAGAUCAAAAUGGUGCCAAGUUUACAGCGACAUUCGAACCGGGAACACAAGACGAUCUCCGAGAACAGCGAGUGCCUUUCUCUUAUAGGUGCUGGGCGAUUCCUGGAAGCUACCUACUCAUCGACAAAGAGGUGGUAGUUGCAAACUACUUUAAUGCAAUACAUUACGACAUCUCAGAUGCAGCAGAAAUUGGGGGCUUACCCAAUCCAAACCAGCCGAUGAAGGAUAGGGCUAGUUUCCUCUUACGAGCACUCGAGCUGCUCAGGUCCGGUGGUCUAGAUCAUGCGUGCACGAAAUGCCCCAGAAUCUGCACAGAAGCUUGGCACAGACCCAGGCUGAUCACCAGAACAUGGAUGGAAGAGAUGAGCCGGAUCAAGCGUCGAGUCACAACCAACGGGGGAGAAGACAUGAGCCUAAUCGAAUACGUUGUAUCCUCUCUCGCCGACAGACCCAACUUUGUAGCUGAGGUGAAUCACUCGUGCUCAAUAUUUUUUAGGUUUGCCGGAGAACAAGAAAGGUGGAAGCCUUUGGUGCGGAGCUGGCUGGACGAGAGGUGUAUGUCUUCGCAAAGCGGAUUCAGUUCUUACUGGACUCAGUCUAGUCCGUCAACGGGAUUGAUGGAGCAAGUUUUGAAUCGGCUUAUGCUGAAGGAACUUCCGUCUGUUCUCGAAAAUUUAAAGAUGCAGCCGAAGGGUUCCUGGUUGAAAGAGCUAUCUACGAUGGUCUCGGACCUUAUUGAUCUGCUUACGGCUGGGGAUGACUUGAUAAAUGCACCGCUAGUUGUCCUUGGGUUAGGCGCAGAUCAUAGCCUGUGGCAGGGCACCUGUGAAGUCCGAGGUCAAUGA